AUGCGGUCCAGUCGCCGAGAGAAACCCGCCGCCCCCGUCGCGGCACCACACGACAUUGACUUCGGACAUCUAUGGCGGCAGCUCAGGGCGGCGGGGUGGACGUCGAAGCGGCCGACCGGCAUUCAGACGGAGUGGACAUACAAAAGCCCGGAGGGCGAGAACGUGCUGGUGGGUGAGUGUGCCGUAGUGGAGUACGCCUUCGAGUCGGGAUUGCUGGUGGACGACGAGGAGCAAGUUGGAGAGGAUGGCAGUGGCGGAGAGCAUGUUGGAGAGAAAUGUGGUGGCGGUGAACACGGCGAGGAGCAUGUUGGAGAGGAUGGCGGUGGCGGAGAGCAUGUUGGAGAGGAGGGUGGUGGCGGAUAG
This is a messenger RNA of Phytophthora nicotianae INRA-310, 363 nucleotides long. RefSeq lists its product as hypothetical. Lineage: Eukaryota; Oomycota; Peronosporomycetes; Peronosporales; Peronosporaceae. The record is from RefSeq and is a predicted model, not a curated record. The transcript has 2 exons. Bases 1 to 363 code for a protein of 120 amino acids.